AUGGGCGGGGAAUUGUACGACACAUCAAAGCAAGAAGUCUUUCUUUUUGGUGCUCAACAGGAUCUUGAACUACUCGAUGGUAGACCUGUAAAGUUUCCUCAUUGCCCAAAAGGUGUGACUGACUCUGUUAGUGUUCUAAAUGCUUUGAUUAAUGUCCGCAGAGAUUCUGUCAAAUUUACAAAAGUUGGAAGGUCAGGAGGUGGAUAUUCUUCAGGAUUUUAUCGUUUAGAAUUUACUUUUGACUGUGAUGUCCCUUGUUAUGUACAAAUUCAUUUUUGUUCAAGAGAAGUUGUUGACGAUUUUCAACAAAUUCAGUUUUUCUGUCGCCCAAAUCAAAGGAUUGACCCUUCAGAACGUUAUCAUUUCCCUGUUGGUUCAAAUCAACAAUUUAACCAUUUUAUAUUUAAACCUCAUCGUUAUGAUUUAAAAUAUAUGCAUUGGGAUGGAACUUCUGCUUAUUUUCCUGUUUUGAUUGAAAUGCGUUCUGUUUCUGAUAAAUUUCAAGAACAGGUCCAAUCAACAUUAUGCUCAAUAGAACGCUCAACAGAUCAAUCAGCCGCAUUAAUUCUCAAACCUCUAAAACAAAAAUUAUUUGCGAAUGGAAUUGUUUAUUUACUUCAAGAAAUUUUUGGAAUUGAAAAUAAAGAAAAUGGUGAAAAUAGUUUAAUGGCUGAAGAAAAUGGGGCAGAAUGUAUUAUUUGUAUGGCAAAUCCACGUGAUACAAUGAUUUUGCCUUGUCGACAUUUAUGUAUUUGUAAUGGAUGUGCAGAGACUUUAAGAUAUAAAUUAAAUAAUUGCCCAAUUUGUCGUUCACCCUUCAAAGCUCUUUUAAAAAUAAGAGCGAUGCGGAGCAGUCUAAUAGGACUUGGUUCUGAUGGAAUGUCUUCUACAAUGAGAAUUCGGUUAAAAUUUUUUAUAAAAAAAUUUAAUUUUAAAGAAAUAAUUUUAGUCUUAAUUAUUGUCUGUCCAAAACCCAAUAAUCAUUUUAGUAAUUUAAAUUCCCAUUUUCAUUUAAAAAAUUAA
This is a messenger RNA of Meloidogyne enterolobii, 1023 nucleotides long. Lineage: Eukaryota; Metazoa; Nematoda; Chromadorea; Rhabditida; Meloidogynidae. The record is from the annotation of a GenBank genome assembly.